Oryzias melastigma (Indian medaka) is the source of this 1618-nucleotide messenger RNA. It is a transcript of the gene yod1, whose product is annotated as YOD1 deubiquitinase. Lineage: Eukaryota; Metazoa; Chordata; Actinopteri; Beloniformes; Adrianichthyidae. The record is from RefSeq and is a predicted model, not a curated record. Gene Ontology annotation, cellular component: cytosol; nucleus. Gene Ontology annotation, biological process: protein deubiquitination; endoplasmic reticulum unfolded protein response. The transcript is spliced from 3 exons. The coding region runs from base 135 to 1037 and encodes 300 amino acids. Gene Ontology annotation, molecular function: protein binding; cysteine-type deubiquitinase activity.
UGUUCAAUAAAGUUACUCAAAAAAGUUCACCAAGAACAGUAGUUUACGGCAUGACGUCAUGACGUAAACUAUUAUUAGCCCCCCUCAAUAAACGUUUAUUGUUUGAGGCAGGACUCCAGUCAGCGUUAGGUAGGAUGUUGCGCCUUCGUUGCAAGACCAAAAAUGGGAGCCACAUAAUGCAUGGUUUGACUCACCAGUCCUGCGUGCAGGAGCUUAAGUCUAAGGUGGAGGAGCUGACGGGGAUUCCUUGUGAUGUACAGAAAAUCAUGGUUGGUUACCCCCCAUCCAGCCUUGAUCUUCGAAAUGGAGACGCCCACCUCAAAGACUACCCCAUCAAAUCAGGAGACACCCUCAUUGUGGAGGAAGAGAAGAACAAGCCCAAGCCGCUCGACCAACCCGCCGUGAAAGCUCCGCCCCUGGAAGCCUCCCCUGUGCUGGCACGCCGUGUCGUCCCGGCGGACAACUCCUGCCUCUUCACCAGUGUGUACUACGUGGUGGAGGGGGGCGUGUACGACCCCGCCUGCGCACCUGAGAUGCGCGGCCUCAUCGCCCAGAUCGUGUCGAGUGACCCUGCGGCGUACUGCGAGGCCGUGCUGGGGAAAACCAACGAGGACUACUGCGCCUGGAUCCGCCGGGACGACACCUGGGGCGGGGCCAUCGAGGUCUCCAUACUGUCCAAGUUUUACCAGUGUGAGAUCUGCGUGGUGGACACUCAGACCGUGCGGGUGGACAGAUUCGGGGAGGACGCCGGCUACCACAAACGCGUGCUGCUCAUCUACGACGGCAUCCACUACGACCCGCUGCAUAAGGAGGUCCCCGGCUCCGACAGCCCGCCUCAGACUGUCUUCUCCACCACAGACGACGUCAUCCUGGCCCAGGCCCUCGAGUUAGCCGAUGAAGCUCGCCGCAAGCGGCAGUUCACGGACGUUAACCGCUUCGCGCUGCGCUGCAUGGUGUGCCAGACUGGCCUGGUGGGACAAAAGGAGGCCCGCGAGCACGCCAAGGAGACGGGCCACACUAAUUUUGGUGAAGUGUGAGACUCCGCCUCCCAACUUUGUGCCGCAGGCGUGGCUUCUCCGUGGGUCUGUCCGCUCGUGUGAUCCUCUACCUCACAUCACCCUGUGACAUCCGUGGAAACGUCUGUUCAGUAUUAAACCGCCGGAAGUGCCGGGAGUCUCAAACCUUCCCGACGGCGUUCAAUAAACCCACCCUCUCUGUCUUUAGGGUUUCUUAAACGGGGUCAAAACAUAUGCAAAUAGUUCUCAGGAUUUGUUUUGACCUGCAGAGAUCUCUCUCUUUUUAUGUGAGCCGUCGACCUCCUGAGUAGAAAAGCUCGACGGGCCGGUUCUGUUCGGUUCUCCAAAGAGUUCAAAACAGCCGCUAAGAAUUAUUUGCACUGUAGUGUGAUCCCAUUCACUGUUGUCUUAAUGCAACACAAAGGAUGACUGUUAUUGAUGCUGAGGGAGUCUGGUUUGUAGCUCGCUCUUUCUUUCUUUUCUUUUGUGUGAUUUUUAUUUUUUUGACUUUGUAUAAAAUGUGCCAUUUAUGACUUAAUUCAGAAUGAAUUGGGCAAUUUAAAUUAAGGUUGGAGUUAUAAUAAAAAGUAAAGUCCAGAUAA